Molecule: messenger RNA, 1069 nt
Organism: Guyanagaster necrorhizus
Lineage: Eukaryota; Fungi; Basidiomycota; Agaricomycetes; Agaricales; Physalacriaceae
Product: S-adenosyl-L-methionine-dependent methyltransferase
Exons: 6
Coding region: 242-1003 (253 amino acids)
Molecular function (GO): O-methyltransferase activity; S-adenosylmethionine-dependent methyltransferase activity
Source: RefSeq, a predicted model, not a curated record
CAUAUUGAACGCAGCUGCAGUUAAAGCGAGUCUCUGUCCAAGUACUUUCCUGCCGAUCUUCGCUUUGAUGAAUAACACGCUGGCUAAAUUCGUUCAUGCCCCCAAGCUGCGGAAUUCGUAAAGAGUUUGACUAAGAGCCGAAUUCUAGGUUCAGCACAUGAUAGUUAUCUGACGGACUGUAUAAAGGUGACUCUCAUGGAACAACUCAACCAGUGCAUAUUUCGCUCAUCGUCAAUCUGCAAUGUCAGAAGGACCACAAGAACCACACGGACAUGGACACCAUGGAAGACAUGGACACCACGGACCACACAGACACAGUCAAUCUUCAACACAGCGACCUCCCACCACCCCCGCCGACUGGGAACGAUCUGACAACUUCCAUAACUCCCACCUUUUGCGGAAAGACGAAGCUCUCGAUGCUGCGAUCCAGAACAGCGAGGCAAAUGGCUUGCCGCCCAUUUCUGUCAGCCCUGCUGCGGGACAACUCUUGUACCUGUUGGCAAAGUCCAUUGGUGCAAAAAGGAUCUUGGAAGUGGGUACGCUCGGAGGGUAUUCCACCAUUCACCUUGCGAGGGCGCUCCCAGAUGACGGGAAGGUCAUUACUUUAGAGCUAAGUGAGCACCACGCCAAGGUCGCAACAGAGAAUAUUACCAAAGCAGGACUGGCCUCUAAAGUUGACAUCAUUGUCGGCCCCGCCCUUGAUUCGCUUCAAAAGAUCGAGUCGGAACCGAAAUUCGACUUUGUCUUCAUCGACGCUGACAAGAUCAAUACGUUGAACUAUUUCAUGGAAGCUAAGCGACUUUUGCGUAAAGGAGGGGUUAUCUACGUGGACAAUGUUAUUCGAGGUGGACUUGUCGCGGAUCCCGUUGAUACCAGUGAGAAUUCCGAUGGUGUGAGAAAGCUCAUUUUGGCAUUGAAAGACGAUGAGGAAGUAGAGGGGACUACAAUUGGCACUGCUACUGGGCAAGGGUAUGACGGGUUUUUGUAUGCUGUCAAGAAGUAGGGCUUAGUAUGCCAAACGGACUGGGGGUCGCAUGCAGAAUACAAUUCACGGUUUGUAAUAUACAGA